Messenger RNA from Ruditapes philippinarum (Manila clam), 5529 nucleotides. RefSeq names its product unconventional myosin-VIIa-like. Gene Ontology annotation, cellular component: cytoskeleton. The transcript is spliced from 31 exons. NCBI's taxonomy places the organism in Eukaryota, Metazoa, Mollusca, Bivalvia, Venerida, Veneridae. The record is from RefSeq and is a predicted model, not a curated record. The coding region runs from base 894 to 4745 and encodes 1283 amino acids.
UAAAUAGUGCGGACCAAUUUAACCAUACCGCGUUAAGUGAAGCGAGCUAUAAGAAAUUAUUCCGUAUUAUCAACAUUCUACCGUAUACUGGAUUUACAACAUUUCUGACGAAGUGCUGUUUCAUUUUGUGUGCUACUUUUUUAAAUUUAAAUAUUUAUUUGUUUUUUCUUGCAUACACAUUUUAAACUAAACCAUGUGGAGCUAUCGAGUGUUUUAGUUAGGAAGUUUAAAACGUUGUAUUGUGCACAAUCAUAUUUCUGUUAAAGGAUUUGAAUGUUCAUGUCUGGAUUUGUGUACAUGUUUUAAUAAUUUACGGAUUGCGGUAUCAAGACGAGCUUCUUCUACCAUUGUGUCUAAUACAUCUACGAAGUGUCAAUUUACAUCGUGUAACAUUUCAUUGUACAGCGGUUGUAGAGAAAUCUAUACUGGUAUUAGUGAAAUGGGAUGACAAGUUGGAAUAUAUCGAACGUUUUCCCUUUAUCAUCAACGUAAAUAAAAUUUAAAAAAAAAAAACUAACGAAAACCAAGUGUUGGAUUAGUAGGCCCUAUUUGAGGGUGGAUUACAAAUACUGAUAGCUAUAGAAAUGAAAAUUAACACGUUGGUAUAAUAAAAUACUAAAAAGUUCAACCCUAUUUUGAACAAUAAUUUAAGGCGGUGGCUGCUUUAUGCACUGAAUACAUUCAUCCAUAAAUUACAUCGUUUAUUAACAGAUGUGAUGAUAUAAUGUAAUACAAGGUUUGGGUGGAGAGAAAUUACUACUCUGACGUUAUUAUUUACCCCAUUAUUUGUGUUAAACUGCUUAACAAGGUGAAAAUACUACAGUAUGAAACAUUAGAGCACAGUUUUCACGGGAUAAAUCGCCGAGCUUCAGGACCACUUGCUUCCCUCCAAAAUGGCGUCAGCGGACGCUGGAAAGGAGGAUGGCCAACAUCCUAUUACUCGCCAACAAAGUAUUGUACCGGCGCCGCCGGCGUCGGCCUUUGGUGAUGACGACGAGGAUUAUGCACGUGUAACAAAACAACAAAAUGACGCGGAGAAGACGAGUACGAAAUCUGACAAGGCAGAUAUGAGUAGAAACUUUGGAACAGCCACAUUUUCUAAAUCAUCAAAAGGAUUCGAAGCCAUGCAAGCAGUUGUCGAAAUGGAGAGAAAAGGUUCAACUGUAGAAAACGAUGCUGAUUCGUCAGGAAAUUCCACGGAUCAGUCAACGGACCAAUCAGACGAGAGAGGACCAGCUUCCGUUAGCAGCGGAAGCGGAAGUUGGCAAACGUUUGCACGCACGAAGUUUUCGGUGAAAGCGUCGUAUGGUUAUUGUUGUGCGCCCUUACAGCAACCACUGCUAGAAAAACGGGACAAGAGUGAUCAUUUGGCUUCACUAGCGGCAUGGGUCACACUGCUAAGAAUUAUGGGAGAUCUACCGGAAAUGGACUAUGGCGAAACGUUUGCAGUUGCUGGGCAAACAAAGCCUGUUGUUCAGCUAGUACGGGAUAAUUUUAAUAAGAAAUACACGAAGAAAGAUAUAGAGGAUGCUUACAAGAAAUACAGUGAUCUGUUCCGUGAUCCAACAAAUUCUGAGAUUACAAACAUACCGUUUCUACAGGACAAUAAAGAGUCCAUGUUAGAGAAAGUACAAUACAUAACAGCAUUGGGAAUUUACAAAGCUGACCUCAGAGACGAGUUAUACUGUCAGGUCUGUCGACAACUGACCAACAACCCGUCGAGAAAUAGCUGUAUACGCGGCUGGGUUAUGAUGUUUGUGUUUGCUGGAAGCUUUCUACCAACGGAAAAGUUUGCCCCAAUACUUCUGAACUUUCUUCGAGAUGGACCUACCGAGCAUGCGCAGAGAGCUGAGAGAUUGUUAAGACGUACGUUUAUGGUAGGGACAAGGGGUCAGCCACCAAGCUGGUUAGAAUUCCAGGCGGCCAAAAACAGCAAGCCAAUCUUAUUGCCUAUAAUUCUGAUGAACAGUAACCGACUACUGGUCGAAACGGACACUGCAACAACCGUGAACGAGCUGUGUUCACAGAUCAGUCAAAGAAUUGGUCUUCGUGACAGAAGCGGAUUUUCUGUGUACAUUACUCUUGGCCAUAAGAUUGCUUGCCUCGGCCAUGGUAUGCAUCGAAUAAUGGACGCCAUUUCAGAAUGUGAACAAAGCACUAAAGAACAGGGCAUGCGCGAAAGUAGUAGUCAAUGGCGGUUGUACUUCCGGAAAGAAUUCUUCACUCCGUGGUAUGACCCUAGUGAGGAUACACAGGCCACGGAGUUAACAUACCAACAAAUCAUGAGGGGUGUGUCUGUGGGUGAAUACAAGUGUGAGAAGGACGAAGUACUGGUGCUGAUGGCUGCUCAAAAAUAUUAUAUAGACAAUGGUGCAGAAACUGACGCGACGAAAAUAGAAACUUUUGUCAAAUCAUGGCUACCUAAAAGUCAAAUGGAGAUCAAAGAAUUGUCGUACUGGGUUGGCAAAGUGAAAUCUGAAAUAGAAAAUGACUUCCUGAAAGACAAACCACAUAAAACGUCCUUGAAAGCGGAUAUAGUGACAUUUGCAAUGAACAAGUGGUACAACUUGUUUUCUAGAUUUUAUGACGCCUCUAAGGUGCAGGGACCAAAUAUAUCCUGGGCGAAUAUUAUAUUAGGAAUUAAUUGUAAAGGAUUUAACAUAAUGGAUGAAAGUGAAAACGUGAAAGUGCACCUUUCAUUUAUUGAGAUUACACGAGUUGCCAAAGGAAGACAUUCAGUGACAAUAUCAACAGUACAGGGUGAUGACUAUACCGCGACAACAGUGCAUUCCGAGGAUCUUUAUACAUUGAUGACGUCAUUCCAACUUGGGCUUAGGAGAAGAUCGAUGUAUGCAAUUGCUGUCCAAGAUGCCUCACAUUUCGAAAGUGCAAUAGGUUUUGGAAUAUCAAAAGGAGAUUUAGUAAAAUUUGACAAACCUUAUGAGGAAUAUGGUGAAUCGGAUGUAUACACCGGAAUAACAGUGACCAAUGGAAAGCACGGAAGUAUACCACGUGACCUCCUGUACAUUUUGCCAACCACUGAAGAGCCACCUGCAAAUAUUAUGGGUAUGUUAACGGUGCAGUUGAGGAAAGAAACACCAAGUUUUGUACCAUCAGGAACUGCUACAUCACAGAAUGGAGCUGAAGGCCAUACACUUCAUAAUUACUCCAAGACAUACUUUAGACAGGUGUCUGAGAAAAGCUCGGUUACAAAAUUGCUGUCCAAGGCUUCACUAAAGAAGAAAGACAAAGAUGUGAUAUGGAAGUUUACGAAGGAACCGAUGAAGAAAGCCUUAUUGAGACGGAGCAAUCUAAGAGAUGAUCUCAGAAAAGCAGCUAUAAAAAGCUUUACAGCUAUCCAAACAUAUAUGGGAGACGCCCUAAAUAAAGAGAACACCCCUGCAAACGAAUUACUAAAUGACAAUGUCAUUGACAUCGCAAUGAGAAACAAAUAUCUACGAGAUGAGGUGUUCUGUCAGGUGAUGAAACAACUCACAAGUAAUCCAAACAAAUUAAGUGAGGAGAGGGGUUGGCAGUUGAUGUGGUUGUUGUUAACUUGUACAUAUCCACAUAACGACCUGUUUGAUGAGCUGGAAUUAUUUCUGAAAACCAACCAAAAUGUGUUCGCUAAACGUUGCCUUGCCAAGCUUCAUGCCACAAAACGUGAAGGCUGUCGCUAUUCUCCUCCUCAUCAGUUAGAAUACGAGGCCCUGAGCAACAAACAUCCAGCAAUUGAAUAUACCAUUCUAUUCCCAGACCAAACAACACAGACGAUAGAAGUGGACUCCAGUACAAGAAUGUGUGACAUACACCAGAAUAUAGUAAAAAGAUUGAUGUUGAAACAUAGUCAAGAAUAUGGUUUAUUCUUUGGUCUGAAAGACAAAGACCAAAAAGCAAUACAGUUCUCUGCCGACUCGGUAAUAAAUGUUUCAUACUGGGACUAUUUCUUCGACCAUUUAUCACACAUUCAAAAAUACUAUACAAGAAUGCCAAGAAAACAUUCGGCGGCCGAGGAUGCACCUGUUCCACCAUCACCUCCACCAAUGUUGAUAUUCAUGAAGAAAAUCUGGAUGAAUUCAAACCCAGGCCAAGAUAAGCUUGCCGACAUCAAAUUCCAUUUUCCACAAGAGAUGCCGAAUUACUUACGAGGCUAUCAUAAAUGUACUGCCGAGGAGGCUGUUACAUUGUCAUCAUUACUAUUUAGAGCAAGAUUUGGCGACGAGAAAGAUCCCCUCGAAAACCUAGGGAACCUUCUGUCGCAGUUAAUACCAAAGACUGUUUUCAAGGAGAAGACUUCAGAUAAGUGGAAAGAGGAGCUGCGUGCCAGUAUAUCCAAGUUGAAAUUUCCGACGAAGGAAGAUGGAAAAGUGGCUUUCUUGAAAGGGCUGAUGAAGUGGCCAACGUAUGGAUCUGUUUUCUUCGAAGUGAAGCAAAGAAGUACCAAAUCAAUGCCAAAAAAUCUUCUUGUUGCCGUUAGUCACAACGGAGUAGGAUUGAUAGAUGGUGGUACUAAGGAGGUGAUCGACAUGUUUAGUUUUGACAAAGUUCCCAACUGGGCUUUUGAUGAGUACUCAUUCACGUUGGUGAUAGGUGAAGGUUCCAGCCUUUCAAAGUUGUAUAUGGAAACUUCCGUGGGUCACAAUAUGGACGACCUGAUUAUGACGUAUGUUGGAUACAUUAUGAACUCGCAAAUAAAGAAGAAGCCUUCGUAUGCAGGAAUAGUUGUCGGAGAGUCAUUUGCAUGAGGUACCGAUGUUUCCGAGUGUUGAAAUGCCAUGCAUUUAUGACGAGGGUGCUGUUGCAACUGCCUUGCUGCAUUAAAGAAAGGGAAUUGUGGUUAGAUAAAAUUGACAGUGUAUGGUUAAAUGAAAGAAUGAAGAGAGAUAGUAUAAUAGAUUUUAAAUUUCAUGCGUGUCAUAUAUAGCAACUAACAGUUAAUGUAAUGACAGUUGAUGAGGAGUAUGGGCCAAUGUCGAAUGAAAUAUCUACUUUGUUUAUUGAUAUUGCAUGCAUACAAAGAAAAAUUAAUAGUUUUGACUUCGCUAUAAAUAAUCAUUACUAAAAAAUGAACAUCUAAAUAGAUGUAUAUGCUCUAUAUUAAUUAAUAGACAUAUCGUUGUUAUUAUUUUGAAUACGGUUAGGAUUAACCUAUUUAAUGUUAACUUACUGCUUUUUGUUAUUCAUUUUUGUAAGAAAAUCCAUUAUGUGUCAUUUAACCCAUAUUGUCAAACAUUCCAAAGAAAUACAAACCUCAAAAAUGCUUAAAUAUAUGAAUAACUAUGAAAAUGACAAAGGGAGAGUACUGUUUGUGUCUUUUAGAUUUGAAAUAAACAUAGUUAACAAAUAUUUUAAUGGAAAAACUAUUUUAUAUCAAUGUAAAAUAUUUUUAAAAGCUGAAAUAAACAGAUUCAGAUCAUAUUUUUUUUGUAGAAAUAAAUUAUACAAGUAUGGACUUUUCAGCUGGUGAAUAUAACAAAGGUAUAUAUUUUCGAAAAUCAAGAUUCAGUCGUACACAUAUUUGAAUAUUUC